This is a messenger RNA of Rubroshorea leprosula, 742 nucleotides long. NCBI's taxonomy places the organism in Eukaryota, Viridiplantae, Streptophyta, Magnoliopsida, Malvales, Dipterocarpaceae. The record is from the annotation of a GenBank genome assembly.
GGGGUAUUUUAGCAUUAAGUAAGGGACUUAUUUGAGGGAAAAUAUUGUUUUGGGGGUUAAUCGUAAAAUUUUAAAAAGUUAAGGGGCUAAAAAGAAAGGAAAUUUGGAUAAGGAUCAAGGCUGAUAUUUUUGUCCUCAGCCACGUGUUUUGCUUUUCUUCAUCUUCAUUUUUCUUCUCCCCGAUGCUCUGCCUCCCCGACCAGCCCCCCCUAAGCCACCGACAUCUUCCUCCUUUGAAAACCGAUAGAAGACUUGAAAUUUCUUCUUUCCUUCUUGUUCAAGAACUGAUUUUGGGGCUUAGAACUCUCAUUAAACCCAGAAUUUUCCCCAGAUCUGCUCGGUCUCUUCCUCCCCUGUCCGUCGGGUUCUGCUGGGUGUGGAUCCUUCGGCUUUUCUGCCGUGAGUUUCCCCUGAAUUUUCUGCAUAUCCCGCCGGCCUCCUUCCCAAACUGCAGCUCCGGUUUCCCUUGCUUGUAAAUUCUGGUUUUGAUCGUUCUAUCACCGUAGCACUUGGGUUAGCCUUCUGUUCUGUGCGAGUGAGGAAGCGAAACCGAGGACGGGAAAAUCGAGAGGAGUGACGAGUUAGAAGGCUAGUCAUUUUGUAAAGUGAAUAUAAAUUCGAGAUAUAGAUCAUGAUCUUGUAAAUUAAAGUUUAAUUGGAGAUCGUAUAAAUUCAUUUAGCGGAUUGUUAGUUUACAAGAAAUUUGACUUGAAGAUUUUGAGAUUAAAUUAUGUUGGACAUG